Messenger RNA from Penaeus indicus, 915 nucleotides. Its product is annotated as transcription factor ATOH1-like. Gene Ontology annotation, biological process: developmental process; regulation of transcription by RNA polymerase II. Lineage: Eukaryota; Metazoa; Arthropoda; Malacostraca; Decapoda; Penaeidae. The coding region runs from base 1 to 915 and encodes 304 amino acids. Gene Ontology annotation, molecular function: RNA polymerase II transcription regulatory region sequence-specific DNA binding; protein dimerization activity; DNA-binding transcription factor activity, RNA polymerase II-specific. The transcript is spliced from 5 exons. The record is from RefSeq and is a predicted model, not a curated record.
AUGGCAGAGGCUCUGGGCGGACCCGCUGCUCCAGUCCCGCCUCAGGUCGGCUGUGGUCAGGUCACGCCGCCCUUUAGCGAGUUCUUCACGCCCCUGCCGCAGAGUCACUCGCCGCCCGCACACUACGCCCGCGCCUACGGCCAGCACCAGCAUUCGCAGCCUCCGCCGCCGCCGCCGCUGCAGGCCCGGGCCGAGCUCGGAAGCAGCAGUCCUCCCAGCAGCGCCAAUGUGGGGAGCUGCCUGACGCAGCUGGGUCAGGUGGUGAGCCAAGUGGCGAGCGGUCCGAACCACCUCGCGGAUUACGGCGCCGUGACCUACUCGUCUUCGGUGGGGGCGACCUUGCCGGGCGCAGGAACCCCAGCCAGCAGCAGCUCCUCCGGCAGCAGCAACAACAUGCAGCAGGGAGGGUACUGCGAGGACGAGGAGCUCCCCUCCUGCGCCUACGCCCACCCGCAUCUCCACGGACUCCCGUUCCUUGUGCAUGGUCAGGGGGGGGGUGAUGAAGGUGAUGAUGCCUAUUACCCUGCCGGCUCACCCUACCGAGUCCAGCGCCACGCAGCGAACAUUAGGGAGAGGAAGAGGAUGCUAAGCAGUAUAAACUCAGCGUUCGAGGAGCUGAGGACACGCGUGCCGACCUUCCCUUACGAGAAACGCCUCAGCAAGAUCGACACCCUCCGCCUGGCCAUCGCUUACAUCGCCCUCCUUCGGGAACUGCUCACCUCCGAGCUCGACCCCCUCACGCACAUCGAGAAGGGCCUGAGGGGGGAGCUGCCCUCGGAUCAGUGCCACAUGUGGAACACGAGCGACCUGACCGCCCGCUUGUCCUGGAUCAACUGGGAGAACCUUGGCGUCAGUCCCACGCGGCGCUCUGUCCUGUCCUCGCUCGCCCUCACCGCCGACGCCAUCAACAACUGA